AUGGUUGGGAUCAUGGUUGACAGCAUGAUAAUGCUGACUAUUCCGAGAACCAUGUUGAUGGAAUGGAACAUUGCCCUUAAUGCUAACAUCAGAGCUAAUCCAGGCAUGUACAAUGGCGUUCGACCUGCGGGAUAUUUAAACGAUGAGAAGAAGGACCUACCACUCUCGGAGGAUGACGGUUUCACAACGUUCGCCAAAAGUAAUCCAAGCUCAAAGAACAAGAAGAACCAAGAAUCCAAUUUGAAGAUCAGCAUUUGGCUUGAUCUGGUCGUUGAAGUCGAUAUCAAGAUCAAGGCACAUCUAUAUAGUGAUAUUGUGAUAAGUUUGCUUCAAGUCGCUGGGAUGACCAUCCACGGCUAA
This is a messenger RNA of Aspergillus fumigatus Af293, 360 nucleotides long. RefSeq lists its product as uncharacterized. The record is from RefSeq and is a predicted model, not a curated record. The transcript is spliced from 2 exons. NCBI's taxonomy places the organism in Eukaryota, Fungi, Ascomycota, Eurotiomycetes, Eurotiales, Aspergillaceae. Bases 1 to 360 code for a protein of 119 amino acids.